Messenger RNA from Impatiens glandulifera, 1431 nucleotides. RefSeq lists its product as uncharacterized. The coding region runs from base 1 to 1278 and encodes 425 amino acids. NCBI's taxonomy places the organism in Eukaryota, Viridiplantae, Streptophyta, Magnoliopsida, Ericales, Balsaminaceae. The record is from RefSeq and is a predicted model, not a curated record. The transcript is spliced from 3 exons.
AUGGGUGAGAUUCAAAAUCCCCACCAUGAUCAUCCAUUUAACAUGAAACUUCCAUACGAAAAUCAAGAUAUUUAUUGCGAUGGUUGCGACAGAUCCACCUUGGACGAUGAUCCAUUCUUGCAAUGUACAGCAAGGAACUGUCCCUUCCAACUCCACAAAUCAUGUGCUUCACUGCCCCCACAGAUAUCUGAUCACUCCUUCCACCCACAUCACACACUCAAUCUGCUCUAUCCUCCGCCCUCCGACCGCGAAUCCUUCCAAUGCGACGCUUGCUCGAAGAACGCGGGAUUUACUUUUCAUUGCGCAGACUGCAAUUAUAACUUGGAUGUGUGUUGCUCUCAACUGAUCCAAAAAGAGAUCUUCAACGAAGAUAAUGGGUUUGAUGGGAAAUCACAUUCCUGGAUCAUUUGUGACAGUAGCAGCGACAAAUUCAAGGUAUUAUGCUCUGCCUGCAAGCUACCUGUUGAAAACCCUGUUUACGUUUGUUUAGAAUGCAAAUUGUCGAUGCAUAAAUCUUGCACUCAGUUGCCUAAAACCAUUCGACACCCUUUUCAUCAACCCCAUACUUUGGUGCUCACGAGAUGGGUAGGGAAGGACGUUCGCCGUGGGUUAUGUGACUUCUGUCAUAACUCUUUUGACGACUCAAUUGGCUAUUCCUGCCAGGAAUGCGUUUUCAAGUUGGACUAUAAAUGCGCCUCACUGCUGGUCGCAAAGACCUACAAAUUUCAUGAACAUCCUCUUGUUCUUGUACCCACACAUUGUAACUUAGCUUGCUAUUUGUGUCGGUGUAAGGAUUGUGCACCCAUAUUGCAUUGUAUUGACAAGGAUUGUGAGGUCAACUUCCACCUUCAUUGUGUUCCUUCACUGCCUCGUGUUGUCGAGUAUCAUAACCACAUUCAUCCCCUCACUCUAACGGGUACACAAAUCAAAGACCAAGAUGACGAGAUGGGUAAUGAGGAUUUCUAUUGUGAUGCUUGUGAGGAAAUUAGGUUACUGCCUGAUCCUACUUAUUAUUGCAAAGAAUGCCACUAUGUUGCUCAUGUGAGAUGCUUAAUCUCUGAUGAAGAUCUGCUUGAACUAGGCACUGAUUUUUCUGCAAUUGGGCAAGAAGAUGAUGGCCAUCUUGGUGCCUCAACCUCGAAGGAGGUGAACUCUAUUAUAUCAGAAAUACUAGCAUUAAGAGCGGAACUUGAAAAACUCAAGGAGAAACGUGUCAGAAAGGAUAGAUUUAUAGCCUUGUAUGAAGAUCCAAAUUAUGUUGUUGAUCUUGAUGCAUGAAACUCUGAACCAAGAAUCCAAGAACCUGUCAUUCUCAAAACAAACUCUAGCAAGAUGGGGAACCAACUCCAUAAAGAGAGCCAGCCUCUUUCUUAUAAGCUGGGAAUUCCUAUAUUUUGUGUUUUAUUGAUUAUUAUGCUUGCUCAAUAAAAA